Molecule: messenger RNA, 2638 nt
Organism: Gadus macrocephalus (Pacific cod)
Lineage: Eukaryota; Metazoa; Chordata; Actinopteri; Gadiformes; Gadidae
Exons: 5
Coding region: 1460-2638 (392 amino acids)
Biological process (GO): negative regulation of BMP signaling pathway
Cellular component (GO): AMPA glutamate receptor complex
Molecular function (GO): protein binding
Source: RefSeq, a predicted model, not a curated record
GUCCAUCUUUGGUUUGAUUUGGAUUGCUCUCAGUGCCUGCAACUCUUUCCCUAUUCUGCUAGCUGCAAAACGUUGUAAAUACUUAAAUAUAAAACAUGACCACAUUAACUGGACUAUUUCCAUUCUUUCAAUAGACCUGCUGUUGUACUAUUCUGUGUUUUCCAAAUUUACAAAACCACAGAGACAAAACCAUGCCAACAAUUAUAACAAACUAAACGGGGUCUUCUGUAUAGUAACAACGAUCCUGAUGUUCAGUUGUGGAGAUGGUGUAACUUUUAGGCCUACUUUUAGCCUGGUCUACUUUAUAAAUCCACCUAGAGAGUCGAAGUCCCGGACACCAGGAGGUGUAUUCAAUAUAUCACAGGAAUAAUACUGUUCCAUGCUCAGCCGCCCCUAAUGGCCAUGUAGCCUGCUGAUAAGCCGUCACUUUCCGCACUUGCUGCUCACUCCAUUUUAACCUUGUCCGGCGAUUUCAAUGGAUUUUAUAUACUAAAACCUAGAAGUAGCCGAGAUGGAGCUGUAUACGGACUAUUCCUACGAUCGAGGGUAAAAUGUUGAAGAGGGUUGAAUCAAUAGUUAAUGGGGGUGGUGGAAACGUAAUGACAUUGAAGAAUGUCGUUUCAACCUCGGGGGAGUCUGAGCAGUUGCACAAAGUCUUGCUCGUGUGUGCGGAUGAAGGACCAUGGCCACGGUGACGGCGGCUCUGAGUUCAGCCACCGGUAGGCCUACUUCUGUAUUCAUGGUUUCGCAGGUCGGAGACACGCCCUGACUUUCAGUUUAGGCCUAUAUUAUAUUGCAGAUCAUCACUUAUUAUAGAUCAGCCAAAGUGAAACGUCAUCAGAUGCCAUCUGACGUAAUUUGGAUUUAGUUAGACGUGCAAAUUAGUGAAAUUAAGUAUUUAUAACAGAAAUAGGCCUAUACCGUGUAUACAAAUAAACCGCAUCACAGUGCAACAAUAUCAACAUGCUUCCAUCGAUAAUUGGCUUCGGUUUCAAAGCUGCAACCGCGCCAUCUCGUGGCGAGAGGGCGCUAUCAAUUCCCGAGGACCAGCGGCUUCUUGCAAGUGACGUAGAAGCGCUACUGUUUUUUUGUCACCCUUUUACGAAAAAAGUGCCAAUGUAGACGGCAGGAACCUCAGCAUCAGAUGCACGUCGAGCUCCCUCGCUACGUGGACCACGGGGCGGACAGAAAGGACUGAAUGCGUUUCACUUGUAGCUGGUAAAGUUGAGGUGGGGCGACAUACGACCCGCAGCGAGCGUCCUCACGGCUGUCUGGAGCGUCAGUUUGCCGCUCUUCAGCAGAGAUGGAUCCGCUUGCACCGGGGAUGUGAAGAGUGUUAUGUGAGCCAACACCAGUCACCCACCUAGCUGGUGGAGGAGGAGGAGGAGGAGGAGGAGGAGGAGGAGGAGGGAGGGAGGCGGGGGUGGCGGUGGCGGCUGGGGGCUCAAGGGGGAGAGUGAUGCUGCAGGCGGUUGCCAUGACAGCAGAGGUUAUAUUUGCUCUGUGGUUCCUAGCGAGCGUGACGCGGGGCGGUCCCAUUGCGCCGCUGCCGCUGCGCAGGGCCCCCCCGGAGCGCGUGCUGACCCCGGGGCCCCGCGGGGACCGGGCCACGCCCGCCACCCCAGACCCCCUCCGGGACGCGGAGGACCAGCUGGCGCUCCGGGAGCUCCCGGCGCUGGGGCUCCGGCGGGGGGCCAACGGGAGCAGCGCGGCGCCGGCGCCCGACCCGGGCCCCCCGAGGGAGGGAGGCGGGGCGGGGGCGUCCCAGGAGCCGCCCUGGAGCGAGCGGGACAACCGGAUCGACGAGGGCCCCACGGGGGACCGCGUGGACCUCUCCCAGGAGGCCAUCGACGAGUACGCCUACCCGGACUACCGCGGCAAGGGCUGCAUGGACGAGAGCGGCUUCGUGUUCGCCGUCGGGGAGCAGUUCACGCCCGGGCCCUCGGCGUGCCCGUGCCUGUGCACGGACGAGGGCCCGGUGUGCGGUAAGCCCGAGUGCCCCCGGAUGCACCCGCGCUGCGUCAGGGUGGACACCAGCCAGUGCUGCCCGCAGUGCAAGGAGAGGAAGAACAACUGCGAGUUCAGAGGCAAGGUGUACGGCUCUCUGGAGGAGUUCAAGGUGUCCCCGUGCGAGAGAUGCCGGUGCGAGCCCAGCGGGGAGGUGCUGUGCUCGCUGUCGGCCUGCCCGCAGACGGAGUGCGUGGACCCCCAGUACGAGCCCGAGCAGUGCUGCCCCAUCUGCAAGAGCGAUCUCGGGAGAAUGGGCGGAGAGGGGAGGUCAGAGGUGAAGGUCGUGAAUAGUCCUCUCUUCAUAGUCUCGCUCGGCUCGCCGGGGGCCCGGCGACGGCAGCGCCUCCCGCUGCCGUCGUGUUCGAACGCAGCGCAUGAGGAGGUGAAGCGGUGCCUCGCGUCCUCAGAGGAAAAGAUCCCGACUCGCGCCCAGCCCCAGCCACCGCUUCAACACAAAGUGGUCGUUCAACACUUGGAGCCCUGGGAGAUCAACACCGUGCUUCACGUCCCCUACCCCAACGAGGAAGAGGAGGAGGCGGCCACGCCCACGGUGGACAUAGAGGUGGGCCACGCCCUGCAGCUAGGGGGGCGUGGUCUAACGGUCUCGGGGUCAGAGGGCGUGGACUAA